UGCUGUGGGUUGCCUUUGGCCGGGUGCGUGGAGUCCUGCUCCGGCUGGAUAGAGUGUGUUUGAGCAGGGGCUCCAGAGAAAUCUGGUGUUUGGGGGUGUGACGGCAGAUGGAUAUCAGCUGCAUGCAGAGAAGCUGCCCUUGGUCACUGUGGCUGUCGUGCCAGGCCUUUUCUCCCUGUCAUCUUCCAGGAGCAACUGUAUCCAGGAGGCAGAAGACCAGGAACAGCCCAGCUGGAGUACUAAGCCUCGUCCGCCCAGGGACCCAGAGAUGCCCCACUCCAGCCUGCAUCCGUCCAUUCCACGGCCCCGGGGUCGUGGGGCCCAGAAGGCAGCCUUGUUCCUGCUAGUUGCCUGCCUCGUGGCCCUUUGGGGGCUGGGAGAGCAGCCUGACCACAUUCUCCAAAACCUGGUGCUCCACCUGGCCUCUCUGCAGCUGGGACUGCUGUUGAAGGGGGCGUGCAGUCUGGCCGAGGAGCUGUGCCACAUCCACUCCAGGUACCAAGGCAGCUGCUGGAGAGCCGUGCGGGCCAGCCUGGGCUGUCCCAUCCGCGGCGGCGCCCUGCUGCUCCUGUCCUCCUAUUUCUACUGCUCCCUCCCAAACGAGGUUGGCCUGCCCGUCACCUGGCUGCUGGCCCUGCUGGGCCUCUCACAGGCGCUAAGCAUCCUCCUAAGCCUCCAGGACCUGACCCCAGCUGAGGUCUCUGCAGUCUGUGAACAAAGGAACUUCAAUGUGGCCCACGGCUUGGCAUGGUCCUAUUACAUUGGGUACCUGCGGCUGAUCCUGCCGGGGCUCCAGGCCCGGAUCCAAACCUACAAUCAGCUCCACAACAACGCUCUACGAGGUGCAGGAAGCCGGCGGCUGUACAUUCUCUUCCCAUUGGACUGUGGGGUGCCUGAUGAUCUGAGUGUAGCCGACCCCAACAUUCGCUUCCUGCAUAUGCUGCCCCAGCAGAGCGCUGACCGUGCCGGCAUCAAGGGUCGGGUCUACACCAACAGCGUCUACGAGCUUCUGGAGAAUGGCCAGCCAGCGGGCGCCUGUGUCCUGGAGUAUGCCACCCCCUUGCAGACCCUGUUUGCCAUGUCACAAGAUGGCCGAGCUGGCUUUAGCCGUGAGGAUCGACUUGAGCAGGCCAAACUCUUCUGCCGGAUACUAGAGGAUAUCCUGGCAGAUACCCCCCAGGCACAGGACAACUGCCGCCUCAUCGUCUACCAGGAACCUGCUGAGGGAAGCAGCUUCUCGCUGUCACAGGAAGUUCUCCGGCACAUACGGCAGGAGGAAAAGGAAGAGGUUACUGUGUACAGUUCGGAGACUUCAGUGGUGCCUGGUGCCUCCACACUGUCUCAAGAACCCGAGCUCCUCAUCAGUGGCAUGGAGAUGCCUCUUCCACUCCGCACGGAUGUCUUCUGAGACCCAGGGUCACCUUGCCUGAGCCUGCAGCAAACCCCAAGACUCUGGGUUGAGGAUUUUCUUCAAUGGCUAAAUGUCCAGCAGAGCCAUUUCUUCUGACAGGGGCCUUGCAGAGAAAGGCUGCUGUGGUUUGAACAUGUCCCCCAAAGCUUGUGUGUUGUAGUUACUCUUCUAUGAAACAGUAUUUAAGGGUAGGACCUUCAAGGGAUGGUUGGGGGCCAGUGCCAUGGCCUAGUGGUUAAGGGAGUCAGAUUCCAUAUGGCCAACUGUAUGGUUCAAAGCCCAGCCCUGGUGGCUUGAAGAACAUGCCAGGAGUUUGUGCAUGGGUACCCCAAAUCCCAACAGCAUGGAGAAACAGAGGAUAAGGGAUUGUGCCAUGAAUGCACCCUUUAAUGGAUCUCUUUGAAUCUCUCUUUAAUUUAGGCUGGACAUGCAACCUCUGGCCAAUUUUUUUUUUUUUUUUUUUUUUUGUGGGAGUGGGUUUGUUACAGCAAGAAUGGGGUCUUUUUAAAGGAAAAGUUUGGGGUCCUCUCUCACUCUCUCUCAUCAUGUGAUUCCUUCUUCAUGUUAUGGUGCAGCAAGAAGGCCCUCGUGAGAUGUGGCCUCUUUAUCUUGGACUUUCCAAUCUCCAGAACUGUGAGCCAAAUAAAUCUCUGUUCAUUAUAAAUAUAAAUUACCUAGUCGUUGCAUGGUGUUAGAGCAGCACAACAUAGACUAAGGCCAGUGCCCUGGACUUGACAUUUUGAGCAAGUCGUUUAGUUUAUGUUAGCCUCAGCGUCCUCAUCUAUGAAAUGGAAUUACAUUAUUGCCUUGCUUUCCGUACAAGGACAUUGUCAAGACUGUGAGUGUGUGGAAGCUUUUCUAAAUUCUAAAUAGCAGGUAAACUUAAGGUAUGUGCAGGGUAUCUUUUUUUUUUUUUUUUAAGAGGUUUUUGCUAUAGGGCGCGUGCGCUUGCCA
Messenger RNA from Tupaia belangeri chinensis (Chinese tree shrew), 2365 nucleotides. It is a transcript of the gene STING1, whose product is annotated as stimulator of interferon response cGAMP interactor 1. The record is from RefSeq and is a predicted model, not a curated record. NCBI's taxonomy places the organism in Eukaryota, Metazoa, Chordata, Mammalia, Scandentia, Tupaiidae. Gene Ontology annotation, biological process: reticulophagy; activation of innate immune response; autophagosome assembly. Bases 269 to 1408 code for a protein of 379 amino acids. Gene Ontology annotation, cellular component: endoplasmic reticulum membrane; autophagosome. The transcript is spliced from 8 exons. Gene Ontology annotation, molecular function: 2',3'-cyclic GMP-AMP binding; cyclic-di-GMP binding.